AUGAAAAUAACUCAUAAUCACCCAUUUCAUUUAGUAGAUUAUAGUCCUUGACCUUUAACAGGAGCUAUUGGUCUAAUAACUUUAGUUACUGGUAUAGUAAAAUGAUUUCAUAAUUUUAAUAUAAAUUUAUUAAUUCUAGGUUAUUGUAUUAUUAUUUUAACAAUAUUUCAAUGAUGACGAGAUGUUUGCCGAGAAGGAACUCUUCAAGGUAAACAUACUUUAUUAGUUACAAAAGGAUUACGAUGAGGUAUAAUUUUAUUCAUUAUUUCAGAAAUUUUUUUUUUUAUUUCCUUUUUUUGAGCAUUUUUCCAUAGUAGUCUUUCCCCCAAUAUUGAAAUUGGGGCUACUUGACCCCCCAUUAAUAUUUUACCUUUUAACCCAUUUCAAAUUCCUCUUCUCAAUACCAUUAUUUUAAUCACUUCAGGAGUUACAGUUACUUGAGCUCAUCAUGCCUUAAUAGAUAAUAACCACUCCCAAACAACUCAAGGAUUAUUCUUAACUGUUUUUUUAGGAAUUUACUUCACAAUUCUUCAAGCUUAUGAAUAUAUUGAAGCUCCUUUUACUAUUGCAGAUAGUAUUUAUGGAACAACUUUUUUUAUUACCACAGGAUUUCAUGGAAUUCAUGUUAUUGUUGGAACUUUAUUUUUAUUAAUUUGUCUUAUUCGUCAUUUAAAUUUUCAUUUCUCUAGAAAUCAUCAUUUUGGAUUUGAAGCAGCAGCUUGAUAUUGACAUUUUGUAGAUGUAGUUUGACUUUUCCUUUAUAUUUUUAUAUAUUGAUGAAGAAAUUAA
Messenger RNA from Plodia interpunctella (Indianmeal moth), 789 nucleotides. Lineage: Eukaryota; Metazoa; Arthropoda; Insecta; Lepidoptera; Pyralidae. The record is from the annotation of a RefSeq genome assembly.